Messenger RNA from Naegleria gruberi, 495 nucleotides. RefSeq lists its product as uncharacterized. Lineage: Eukaryota; Heterolobosea; Eutetramitea; Acrasida; Naegleriidae. Bases 1 to 495 code for a protein of 164 amino acids. The transcript has a single exon. The record is from RefSeq and is a predicted model, not a curated record.
AUGCUCAACAAUUCAUCAUCAGCAUUGUCAUCAUUAAAUUUAUCAAGGCUUCUUUUAAUAAUAGGAUUUGCAAGUUUUUAUUGCUUGUUUGUUUAUUGUGAUUUUCCCGUUGAUGUUAAAGAAUUAAAUAUUAAAAAUAUAUAUGCAGAUGAUUCAGUGGAUUGUAACGAAUUUGAUUAUUAUUAUUUCAAUGUUCCGAAGGAUUUUAAAGUACAACGAUUUUAUUUAUCAUUCCGUUUUACAAAUGAUGAUGAAGAUAAGAGUGAUAAACCUGCUCUAGCAAUUUAUUUUAAAAUAGGAAAAUUAGCAAAUGAAACUGAUUAUGAUGCAAUGACAAAUUCACCUGAUAUUCCAAUUGCUUUUGAUAAAAUUCCACCUGAUACUAAUUGUUAUUUAACUAUUGCAGGUAAAGGAAUGUGUAAACAAGGAUUUGAAACUACGAAUCAUUAUUAUUUUAAAGGAUAUUUGGAUAAACAAGGACCUAUUCCAGAGUAA